Nothobranchius furzeri (turquoise killifish) is the source of this 7353-nucleotide messenger RNA. RefSeq lists its product as uncharacterized. Gene Ontology annotation, biological process: peptidyl-threonine phosphorylation; smoothened signaling pathway; positive regulation of transcription by RNA polymerase II. NCBI's taxonomy places the organism in Eukaryota, Metazoa, Chordata, Actinopteri, Cyprinodontiformes, Nothobranchiidae. The record is from RefSeq and is a predicted model, not a curated record. Gene Ontology annotation, cellular component: PML body; cytoplasm; nucleus. Gene Ontology annotation, molecular function: ATP binding; protein serine/threonine kinase activity; SMAD binding.
GACCACUGGGUGCUUUGAUGACGUCACUACUAUGCGUCGUCAUAUAAAGGUCGGAUCAGAUUCCAAAUAUCAUUCUGAACAGGUCACAGCUCCAGAGCGGUUGUGUAGCAUAAACAUCCCUUCUGACAGUAUUUAGAAGGACUCAUUCUUUUACCGACAGGAACUUGGUGAGUAGCCUAUCACAGUCAAAAGCUGAAAUCAAAUCAGUUUUAAGAGACAAUCCAUAUUUUGAACUUGAUAAGAUUCAGUUAUCAGUCACCAGUCUUUCAGCUUCAGGAUUCAGAACUGGAAAACAGCCAAUUAAGCUAAAAUGCCUCUUAAGUUUUACAAAAACGAGAUCCUUACCGGGCGAUCUGGAGUUUAUAUUCUUAAGAAAUUUCUGGGAAAAGGUAAUUUUGGUGCAGUUUACAAGGGUUUAAAACAGGGAACAGAUGAAGCAGUGGCUCUGAAGUUUAUGGAUCGCCGUGACUCGGCUUUCGGAGAAGUCAUUAUAUUGGAACAUCUCAGAGAACUCCAGGCUCAUGAGAACGCCCUGAUUAAGUUCAUCGAUAACUUUGUUCACAAUGAUCGCAACUGUUUAGUGUUUGAGAUGCUGGAUAUGGACUUAUUUGACUUAAUGGAAAUUAGACAGAAAAAACCACUAGAUGUCAGUGAAGUUCGGGUGGUUGCCCGCGACCUGCUGGUGGCUCUGAACGCACUGAAGAAUGCUGGAGUGACUCACGCAGAUAUAAAACCAGACAAUAUUAUGCUGGUUAAUCACCAGUCGCAGCCUUUCAGAGUCAAGCUGAUAGAUUUUGGGGUUGCUAUAGAAACAUACAAACUACGGCGUUAUGAUACCAUUCAAGUGUGUGGUUUCAGAGCACCAGAGGUGAACUUAGGUCUCCCUCUGACUGAAGCCAUUGACAUGUGGGCUGUUGCUUGUACACUGACCUUCAUCUUUCUUGGAGAUCAUAUUCACAAUACUAUUUGUGAGUUUAAAAAUAUGAGGCAGAUCUUUAAGCUCCACGGUCUGCCUGACCAGGAUUUACUUGGCAAGGGAACGAAAGUGGAUCGCUUUUUCAUUUUUGACCAGUCAAACCAAACUUGGAGGUUUAAAACACCACAGGAGUAUACGGAGACGAUAAUCAUCGAUGGCGACAAACAUGAUGUUGCGUUAGACUCUAUCGAUGACUUUUUAACAAUUCAUCCAGAAAUACAAGACCCCUUUGAGUUAGAAGAUCUGCAGGCUUUCGUAGACCUCCUGAAAAAGAUGUUUACAGUGAAUCCCUCAGAGCGGAUCACUCCAGAAGAAGCUCUAAAUCACAGAUUUAUAACAAUGAGCCACCUUCCUCCUACCAGCAAUAACUCAUAUGUGAUAUGGGCAUAUAAAAAAAUGAAAGUUUAUCGAAUGGAGAAAGAAGAACCGAGCAUAUCCCCUGAUUUCAAUGUAAGACAGACUCCUGACAGAAAAUCAGAUAUCUUUGAUUUCAAUCCAUCUGAUUCUGAUCUGUCGGACUCAGAUCUCUCUGAAUUAGAAGAUUCUGACUCUGGUCUGUUCGAUUCCGGUCUGUCUGACUUUGAUUCAUCAGAUUGUGAUCUGUCUGACUUUGAUUCAUCAGAUUGUGAUCUGUCUGACUUUGAUUCAUCAGAUUCUGAUCUGUCUGACUUUGAUUCAUCAGAUUCUGAUCUGUCUGACUUUGAUUCAUCAGAUUGUGAUCUGUCUGACUUGGAUACAGAUGAAGAAUCUAAUGAGCCAGCGAACACAUCAGAUUUUCAACUCCUUAAGAUUCAGGAAGCUAAUUUAGCAGAUAUGAAGUUGCACGAUCCAGAACUGGAAGGCAGCAGAAGAGACAGACUAGAUGAAACAUCGUUUGAAUUAUACAAAGAUCAAACAAUCACUGGGGAAUCGGGAGUUUAUAUUAUUCAAAAAUUUUUGGGUCGUGUUGCUUUUGGACAAGAGGUCAAGGGUUUAAAACAGGGGACAGAUGAAGUUGUGGCUCUCAAAUUUAUCCACAAAGACAACAGUGAAUCAGCUACCGCAGAAGCCACUAUAUUGAAACAUCUCAAGGAGCUCCAAGCUGACCAGAAGAACCUGAUCAAGUUAAUCGAUCACUUUGAAUUUAAUGACAGCCUCUGUUUAGUGUUUGAGAUGCUGGACAUGGACUUAUUUGGUUUACUUAAAACGAGAGAGUGGGAACCACUAGAUGUCAGUGAAGUUCGGGUGGUUGCCCGCGACCUGCUGGUGGCUCUGACCGCACUGAAGAAUGCUGGAGUGACUCAUGCAGAUAUAAAACCAGACAAUAUUAUGCUGGUUAAUCAUCAGUCGCAGCCUUUCAGAGUCAAGCUGAUAGAUUUUGGGGUUGCUAUGGAAACACACAAACUAUGGCGUUGUGAUACCAUACAGGUGUGUGGUUUCAGAGCACCAGAGGUGAACUUAGGUCUUCCUCUGACUGAAGCCAUUGACAUGUGGGCUGUUGCCUGUACACUGGCCUUCAUCUUUCUUGGAGAUUAUGUUCACAAUACUAUUUGUGAGUUUAUCAAUAUGAGGCAGAUCUUUAAGCUCCACGGUCUGCCUGACCAGGAUUUACUUGGCAAGGGAACGAAAGUGGAUCGCUUUUUCAUUUUUGACCAGUCAAACCAAACUUGGAGGUUUAAAACACCACAGGAGUAUACGGAGACGAUAAUGAUCAAUGCCGACGACUAUGAUAUUGCGUUAGACUCUAUCGAUGACUUCUUAACGAUUCAUCCAGAAAUACAAGACCCCUUUGAGUUAGAAGAUCUGCAGGCUUUCAUAGACCUCCUGAAAAAGAUGUUUACAGUGAAUCCCUCAGAGCGGAUCACUCCAGAAGAAGCUCUAAAUCACAGAUUUAUAACAAUGAGCCACCUUCCUCCUACCAGCAAUAGCUCAUAUGUGAUAUGGGCAUAUAAAAAAAUGAAAGUUUAUCGAAUGGAGAAAGAAGAACCAAGCAUAUCCCCUGAUUUCAAUGUAAGACAGACUGCUGACAGAAAAUCAGAUCUCUUUGAUUUCAGUCCAUCUGAUUAUGAACUGUCGGACUCAGAUCUCUCUGAAUUAGAAGAUUCUGACUCUGGUCUGUUCGAUUCCGGUCUGUCUGACUUUGAUUUAUCAGACUGUGAUCUGUCUGACUUUGAUUCAUCAGAUUCUGAUCUGUCUGACUUUGAUUCAUCAGAUUGUGAUCUGUCUGGCUUUGAUUCAUCAGAUUCUGAUCUGUCUGACUUGGAUACAGAUGAAGAAUCUAAUGAGCCAGCGAACACAUCAGAUUUUCAACUCCUUAAGAUUCAGGAAGCUAAUUUAGCAGAUAUGAAGUUGCACGAUUCAGAACUGGAAGGCAGCAGAAGAGACAGACUAGAUGAAACAUCUUUUGAAUUAUACAAAGAUCAAACAAUCACUGGGGAAUCAGGAGUUUAUAUUAUUCAAAAAUUUCUGGGUCGUGUUGCUUUUGGACAAGAGGUCAAGGGUUUAAAACAGGGGACAGAUGAAGUCGUGGUUCUCAAAUUUAUCCACAAAGACAACAGUGAAUCAGCUACCGCAGAAGCCACUAUAUUGAAACAUCUCAAGGAGCUCCAAGCUGACCAGAAGAACCUGAUCAAGUUAAUCGAUCACUUUGAAUUUAAUGACAGCCUCUGUUUAGUGUUUGAGAUGCUGGACAUGGACUUAUUUGGUUUACUUAAAACGAGAGAGUGGGAACCACUAGAUGUCAGUGAAGUUCGGGUGGUUGCCCGCGACCUGCUGGUGGCUCUGACCGCACUGAAGAAUGCUGGAGUGACUCACGCAGAUAUAAAACCAGACAAUAUUAUGCUGGUUAAUCAUCAGUCGCAGCCUUUCAGAGUCAAGCUGAUAGAUUUUGGGGUUGCUAUGGAAACACACAAACUAUGGCCUUGUGAUACCAUACAGGUGUGUGGUUUCAGAGCACCAGAGGUGAACUUAGGUCUCCCUCUGACUGAAGCCAUUGACAUGUGGGCUGUUGCUUGUACACUGGCCUUCAUCUUUCUUGGAGAUCAUGUUCACAAUACUAUUUGUGAGUUUAUCAAUAUGAGGCAGAUCUUUAAGCUCCACGGUCUGCCUGACCAGGAUUUACUUGGCAAGGGAACGAAAGUGGAUCGCUUUUUCAUUUUUGACCAGUCAAACCAAACUUGGAGGUUUAAAACACCACAGGAGUAUACGGAGACGAUAAUGAUCAAUGCCGACGACUAUGAUAUUGCGUUAGACUCUAUCGAUGACUUCUUAACGAUUCAUCCAGAAAUACAAGACCCCUUUGAGUUAGAAGAUCUGCAGGCUUUCGUAGACCUCCUGAAAAAGAUGUUUACAGUGAAUCCCUCAGAGCGGAUCACUCCAGAAGAAGCUCUAAAUCACAGAUUUAUAACAAUGAGCCACCUUCCUCCUACCAGCAAUAACUCAUAUGUGAUAUGGGCAUAUGAAAAAAUGAAAGUUUAUCGAAUGGAGAAAGAAGAACCGAGCAUAUCCCCUGAUUUCAAUGUAAGACAGACUGCUGACAGAAAAUCAGAUCUCUUUGAUUUCAGUCCAUCUGAUUAUGAACUGUCGGACUCAGAUCUCUCUGAAUUAGAAGAUUCUGACUCUGGUCUGUUCGACUCCGGUCUGUCUGACUUUGAUUUAUCAGAUUCUGAUCUGUCUGACUUGGAUACAGAUGAAGAAUCGGCAUUUGAAAAAAGGAAAGUUUAUAUAAUGUAGGAAGAGGAAACAAGCGGCCCGUCACCUGAUUUCAUCGUGGGACAGACCGCUGACAACAAAUCAAAUCUCUUUGAUCUGAAUCUGUCUGAUCACAAUCUGUCAGACUCAGAUCUCUGUGAAUUAGAAGAUUCUAACUCUGAUCUGUCUGACUUAGAUACUGACGAGCCAGUGAACACGUGAGAACUGGAUGUUGACAAGUUUCAGAAAGCUGAUUUAUCAAACUUUAAGCAGUACGAUUCGGAACUGGAAGCCAGAUGAAGAGACAGCCUAGAUGAAAUGUCAUUUGAAUUAUACAAAGAUCAGACAAUCCCUGGGGAUCCAAGAGUUUAUGUUAGUCAAUAUUUUCUUAGAUAAGUUUAUUUAGACAAGUGGUCAAGGGUUUAAAACAGGGGGCAGAUGAAGUCGUGGCUCUCAGAUGUGUCCACAAAGACAACACGGGAGCAGCUACCAGAGAAGCCACUAUAUUAAAACAUCUCAGGGAGCUCCAAGCUGACCAGAAGAGCCUGAUUAUGUCAGUCGAUCACUUUGAAUAUAAUAGGAGUGGCUGGAUAGGCCUAGAAAAAAAUGUGGGGUCUGCACUUCAGAUUAGUCAGUGUGUUAGCUCUAGUAGAGUUCAGCCUGUGGCGUUGCAUUGCACGUUCCUUUAUUCUUUCUCAUAAAAAAAAGCAAAAAGUCCAUUACACUCAGAUCAAAAUUGAAGAAUGCAAAAUUAGUUACACUACUGUGGAUACAGAGGAAGAUUCUCAGGAGGAAACUUCAAACUUAGCAUUCAAAGUUUUAGCGUUUAGUGUUAGCGUUUAGUUUUAGCGUUUAGUGUUAGCGUUUAAUUUUAGCGUUUAGUGUUAACGUGUAGUUUUAGCAUUUAGUAUUAGCGUUUAGUUUUAGCGUUUAGUGUUAGCGUUUAGUUUUAGCGUUUAGUGUUAGCGUGUAGUUUUAGCAUUUAGUAUUAGUGUUUAGUUUUAGCGUUUAGUGUUAGCAAUUAGUUUUAGCGUUUAGUGUUAGCGUUUAGUUUUAGCGUUUAGUGUUAGUGUUUAGUUUUAGCAUUCUAAAACUGGGUUAGGCCAUAACAGGGUUGGGGUUAGUUGGGUUAGUGAUAAAGUAAACAAAAAAUAAAAAAAAUAAUCCUCUACUAUUAAUCGCCACCUUAUCGCGGUGUAGGGGUUUGCGUGCCCUGAUGACCCCAGAAGGUAUGUUGCCUGGGACUGUUUGUCCCUGUUAGGUUCUGCCAUGGCAACUGGGCUCUGGGUCAGGGGCCAGACUAAGAGCGAUUAAUUAAUUCUUAUUAGGACUACAAAAGCAGUGGAGAAAAACUCUCUCCAAGACUUUUUAAAUGAUUGAGUUUUAGUAGUUACGUAGUUGGUAUAAAAGAAAAGUUUUCACAGAAAAUAUUUUCCGUUAUCUAGAUCAGUGGUUCCCAACUUGACCCUCCAAAGGGGUCCCCACAACUGUGUCUGUGCUGAGGUUGUUGGGUUACAAAGAUUAUUUAUUAUUUGUAAAAAAUUACUUUUCUAAAAUCCCAAUUACACGCCCAACUGUGUAAUCAAAAAUAUGUAUAGGAGUUACAACACCGCAUGUCUGUGCAGUUUGUAACUAAUCAUGUGUGAUGUGUGUUGGUAGAUGGGGUUGGGGGGGUCCUGGCUUGUUUUCAACAUUGGUACGGGGGUCUUCAUGGUAAACAGUUGGGAACAACUGAUCUAGAUGAAAUAUGGUGUUUACUAAUUUAAAAACUGUAGAAAUUUUAAAGUAGUAUAUUUUAUUCUGAAAGUAUUUACAGGAAGUGCCAAUCAUCUUGUUUAACUUGAUAUAAACGCUGUGGUAACAGCUUCUGUCCGCAAGAGGGCGGAAACAUCCUUCAUCGUGAAAGUCAGGCAAUGAAGGGUUUGCUUGUUUCAACCAUCGACAUGUGGUUUCUACCCAGUUGAUCUGAAAAAUUACAUAAAUCCCUUCAGUCAAAUGCUGAUUACAAAUAAACCAAUUAAAAAUCAAUUUAGACAGAAACAUGUAUACAAACGUAUUUCUAUUUGUUAAUGCUUAUUUUGUGCAUUUGGUUUAGUUUUAUUUCUGAAUUUCAGAGGUUAUUUUUAAAGUUAUUGAUGAAACAAGGACCAGUAAGUAGACUGGAUGCGGUCAAAACUCCAGAAGAUGGCAGUAAUGCAGCUGUGCUGCUAAACAGCUCUUUAAUACCAGGACCAUUUGUCACGGUCCGUGGUGAGCCUCCUGCAUGUAAUCUGUUUGUUCUGAGUAUUGUUGUAGGUGGGUGUGUCUGAGAGCCACCAGCUGCAGCUGAUCCCGUCAUCAAGGCCCAGGGGAUUUAAGGAGCAGCGUGACACUUCACCACGCCGGAUGAUUGCUCAGCUUUGGGUUUCACUCCACCCUCCACCAUCUCAAUACCAGCUCAGAUUCCUGCACUUCAUCUCAUGCUGUCUCCUCCCCUGGCCGCCCGCUCUCAGCCGCUCACCUGCACCCACCAAGCCUCUGCUCCUACCUCCUCUCAUAUUCGACAGUCCCUCCUCCUUCUGGAGCCUUCCUGCUCACCCGGACCUGACCUAGCCCUUCCAGAGGCUCUCACCACUAUCUACAUCAAAUCCUCUCCUGGAGCCUUGCUGCCAGCCUGCACGUCGCCUGUUCCCGUUCCUCUGAUUUAAUAAUAAAGAACGUUUUACUUA